AACGACAACACCACCCACCACAGUCGCCCAACAUGGUCAAGAAGCGCGCAUCCAACGGUCGCAACAAGAAGGGCCGCGGCCACGUCAAGCCAAUCCGCUGCAGCAACUGCUCGCGAUGCACUCCAAAGGACAAGGCAAUCAAGAGAUUCACCAUCCGCAACAUGGUCGAGUCUGCUGCUAUCCGUGACAUUUCUGACGCCUCUGUAUUCUCCGAGUACGCCGUGCCAAAGAUGUACCUCAAGCUCCAGUACUGCGUCUCCUGCGCCAUCCACGGCAAGAUUGUUCGUGUCCGUUCCCGCGAGGGUCGCCGCAACCGUGCUCCACCACCACGUGUGCGAUACAACAAGGACGGCAAGAAGGUCAACCCAACCCAGACCACCAACAAGCCACCCGGCGCUCAGGCAUAAGCGAGACGACCGCACGAGGCAUUAUGGGACUGGGACGGAGUUCACGGGACAUAUGAAAUGGAGAAGAGGCGCAACUUGAAAGAGCCAGCAUGAGAUUGGCCGCGCUAUAGUGCCAUGGAUAGCUUCUGAAUGAAUCGAAGUUUCACAACCCAGA
Pseudocercospora fijiensis CIRAD86 is the source of this 561-nucleotide messenger RNA. RefSeq lists its product as uncharacterized. Gene Ontology annotation, molecular function: mRNA binding; structural constituent of ribosome. Lineage: Eukaryota; Fungi; Ascomycota; Dothideomycetes; Mycosphaerellales; Mycosphaerellaceae. Gene Ontology annotation, cellular component: ribosome; cytosolic small ribosomal subunit. The transcript is spliced from 3 exons. Bases 33 to 407 code for a protein of 124 amino acids. Gene Ontology annotation, biological process: translation. The record is from RefSeq and is a predicted model, not a curated record.